AUGGACUGGGAUUCUGCAAUUAGAGUUGGAGUGCUCGACUGUGGGGAAGAAGGGAACUACGAGACGUGCAAAGAAUAUGGGAUUCAYUAUUACCCAACUUUUAGGUACUUCAAAGCAUUUACAAAGCAGUUUACAACAGGAGAAAAUUACCAAGGAGCAGAUCGAGAGCUGCAAACAGUUCGUCAGAUGAUGAUUGACUUCCUCCAGAACCAUUCCCAGGAGGUGAGACCUCCUGCUUGCCCACCACUGGAUCCAUUAUUGUCCAGUGAUAUUGCAUCUCUUUUUGACAAGAACAGCCACCACUAUACAGCCAUUGUGUUUGAAAGUAACAGCUCCUACGUUGGACGAGAGGUUAUCUUAGACUUGGUCCAGUAUGAAAACAUCGUGGUGAGGAGAGCGUUGAAUUUUGAUAAACCYUUCCUGGAGAAACUGGGGAUCACCUCAGUGCCCUCGUGCUACCUGAUACAGCCCAAUGGCAGCCAUGGAUUAAUUAACAAUUUGAAGCCUCUACGGUCUUUCUUUUCUUCAUAUUUAAAGUCACUGCCAGGUGUACGGAAAAAACUCCUUUUGCCACUCCAGCUGCCUGCUCCAGAAAAYAAAGAGGAGAGCACGGAAAUCAAGGUGUGGAAAGAGUUUGAUAAGUCCAGGCUGUACAUGGCUGACCUUGAGUCGGGAUUGCAUUUCCUGCUCCGGGUGGAGCUCGCCACRCACAAGGCACUCGAGGGAGCUGAGCUAAAAACCUUCAAGGACUUUGUCACCAUCUCUGCCAAGCUUUUUCCUGGCCGUCAGCCUGUGGUGAAGUUGUUAGAGACCUUGCAGGAGUGGCUGGUGAGCCUUCCAUUAGACAAAAUCCCUUAUGAUGCUAUCCUGGAUCUGGUCAACAACAAAAUGCGGAUUUCUGGGAUAUUUCUCACCAAGAAKGUGCAGUGGGUCGGCUGCCAGGGCAGCAGACCAGAGCUGAGGGGCUACAGCUGCUCCCUCUGGAARCUGUUCCAUACCCUCACUGUCCAGGCUGCACUGAGACCAAAGGCUUUGCAAAACACAGGUCUGGAGGACAACCCCCAGAUUGUGCUCCAGGUCAUGAGGAGAUACAUCCAGCACUUCUUUGGGUGCAAGGCUUGUGCUCAGCACUUUGAGGAAAUGGCCAAGGAGUCCAUGGAUUCGGUGAAAAGCUUGGACAAGGCUGUGCUGUGGCUGUGGGAGAAGCACAACGUGGUGAACAACAGGCUGGCAGGUGAUCUGACAGAAGAUCCCAAAUUUCCCAAAGUUCAGUGGCCAACUCCAGACAUUUGUCCUGCAUGUCAUGAGGAAAUCAAAGGACUGCACAGCUGGAAUGAAGACCAAGUCCUGCAGUUCCUCAAGUCCCACUACAGCAGUGAAAAUAUCCUCUAUAAAUACACCGAGAGCCAGACUGACUCCAGUGACAAUGAGCAGGGAGACACGAGGGAGGUGCAAGACAAAAACCUGCCGAAGAACCCCGGGGAAAAUGGAGAAAAUAAACUCCAGGAUAAGGAAAUCCCAAUAGAUUCAGGCUCCAAGGUGUUAGAGAAACCARUGGGAAAUGCUGGAGCUGUCCAAGGUAGCGGCAAAAGCGCGGCUGCAUCCGUGAACCUCCAGGGGACCAGGCAGGCUGUGUCCUUCCUUGGGAUUGGAUUUUCCAACCUCGACAUGAGUCUGUGUGUCAUCCUCUAUGUAGCAUCAUCCUUGUUUUUAAUGAUCAUGUACUUUUUUUUCCGGGUGAGAUCCAAGCGCUGGAAAGUGAAGUAUUAUCGUUCCUCGGUGUAGGAGUUCUCGUUGUACGUGGCUGUUCAGUCCCAGACACAGCUUUAAUAUUUAUGAUCAGGGAUUUUAUACACAGUAUUCCUUGUUUCAGACCCCUUUCUUCCCGAGGUGUUUCCCAGGUGUUCAGCUGAACAGGGUGGAGCUGGCUUUGAGAUCCCCAGCUUUGCCCGAGGCCUCAUCAAUGUCCUCACAAGGGAGGGUUGCAUUUGUCAGUUAAGAUUUUUCCAUGAUUUCCCACCAACAUCCUUUACUCAUUUCCAGAGUAAACAUUGCAUUAUGCAAUCCACUGUGCCUGCUGGAGAAGGAAAUUGGAUAUUGUUUUGUGUACUUCAAGUCAGGUUUUAUUUUUUUUUUAAUUCAUCCAGAGCUGAUUUCACCUCCCCGAGUGCUGAACGGUUCCUCUGAAUGGUACCUUGGCCGCUUCAUUGGGAGAAGCAGGAAUUCUGAUGGUGUUUUUUUUUCAGGAAACAAGAGUUCUAUUCUGAUUAAAUGAAUUCUAAACCUCUGUGACUUUCUGAAAUGUUAUUUACUGGCAUAUUUAAAGUAGGAAGCAUUCAAGUCAUUCAUCCAUUCUCUGGUGCACUCCAGCCAAAGAUGUUUGUGUGUCCACUAGAAUGAGUUUGGGGGCACAAUUAGCAGCAGAUUCUGAUUGCUAUGAAUCUGAAUGCUUAAAUUUUAUUGGAGGUUAGGUGUGAGCAAGGACAGACUCAGACCUGGUGCUUUACUUGCUCCAUUUUUGGGUGUGUUAAUGGAGCAUUGGAUAACUCCAUUUAUAAACCAGGAAAAAAGCUGAGUAAUUAUGGUGUUAUCCAGGUGGAAGCCAAUCCUGACAAACUCUAGGAAAGGAAAAUAAAAUGUUUAAUAAAKGACAGCAAGAUUUGUGUUACCAUAGCAGAACAGAUUGAAAAAUCUGCAUAUGCUGAGUUUCUUCCAUUGAAUUUCUCCUUCACAACAGAGCAAUUAAUGCUUCCCUUGGUGUUUCCAAAAAUCAUCAUUGGGAGUAGGAGUUCCUGUGAUCCUGGCUGGGGGGGAUAAUUCACGUCCUGGAUAGUGAAGUUUAUAAUCCUAUCCAAUGUAAUUGAGCAUGUUCUAGUUAUCCAUUACCUAAUCUUUAGUUAAUCCUAAUAGGUUUUGGCCUCAAUGUUUUCUCGUGGCAGUGAGUUCUCCAGAUUAAUUAUGUUAUAUAAAAGGGCUUUUCCUUUCAAUUCUACAUUUGCAACUUUUAAUUUAAUUGAAUGUUUGCUGGCUCCUCUUACACGAGGAGGAAUGAGGAGUCCCUGGCCAAUUCCCUGUAUUUAUACCAUUGGUGUGUCCUCCUGAUUUCCCUCAUAAGCCCCAGCAUAGAAAGUUUGAAGCCUGACAACAAAAAAGCACAAAAACUUCACAGGUUAUUUUUUCAUAAUCAAAUGUUUGCUCACAAAAUUGAAUAUUUCUGAUAAGUUCCUGCAGCAUCCACUUGGAACAACAAAACUGAGCUGCAAAAUUCACCGUCCCUCAUUGCUUAAAUUUAUCAAAAUAACAUCCACRCAAAGAAACAAGUUUAACAAUUUUCUGGGGUUGUUGUGAAUGUGAUAGGAAAAAAUCUCCGUUCCCAUGGCACUGUCAGUGUGACAUUCCUGUGCUUUGCUGAGCCCUCCUCCCUGCUGGACGUGCUCCAUGGCUCCUGCUCCAAUGUCAGGAAUUUCUCCAGGUUCUCUGUGGAGCUGGAGAGCAGCUCUGCCCUGYCCCACGAGCAUCCUCCAUGGAGCUGCUUUAGAAAACCCUCAGAAUUCCAGAGUUCUGGCAMAAGGAGCCAUCCUGGGCCUCAUCUCUUCAGUAAUUUAUGACUCCCCAUCAUUAGAGAAACCUAUAAGCACAAUAGUGAUGGUGAGCCCAUGGGGGAAGGGGGUCCAGGCUCAUCAGGGUCCUUUGGUUUGGGCUGGAACCCAGUGAGAGACCCCAUGGGGAGGCUCAUGCAGAGGAAAACCUGGAGAUUGCACAUUUAGUUUUAAAAAUCAGGUACCUUUUGGGAGGCCUAAUCUGGGUAGGUGUUCUCAGCCCCCAAUCAAGGACACUUGGCUUUAGAGGAAUAUCCAAACAUCAGGAAAAUCUAACYCUCAGAGCAGUGUUGGAUCUGGGAAAUUGGGGCAGUUAAUUCCUGCUGCCAGUAUUUUUACACAUUCUCAAGUAGAAAAUCAGCCAUUUCUGCUGCUGUUUAGGAUUCUAGCAAAUAUUUAGACCUGGUUUCGUUACCUUUGACUCAUUCUGUUCAUUUUCAUCUGCACAUAACAGCAAAAGGCUUUAGAAGUUUUUAGAGAUGAUUUUGCCAUUAAAAACCAGCAAAUGUGGUUUUGGAAUAAGGUGUUGGGGAGGUUGCUACACACCAUUAACUUCCACAUUCCCUGCUGCAAACACCACAAAAUGAACCAGUAGUCAAACUUCAGUGGAUUUUUUUGUCUCUCCAGAGUAUUAAAGUAUGAAAUGAGGAUGUUGCAUGUCCUUGUUGGUGCUCCAACUCUUGCCAGUGAAGCCAAGGCUUUCACUUCAAUGUCUUUAUCUGGGAAGUUUUUCUUGACUUUGAAUUCACCUGUGUAAAUCUUGGUUUGCUUGGGUUUAUUUUCUGUCUUUWCUAAUGAUAAAUUAUAUCAUUUUAUUUCUCUGUAACGAUACAGUCUGUGCUGGGRGAUGGGUGAUGCUGCCAGGAAAGCGUUUCUGGUUUAAAAAUUGUCCCCAGCCCCAUCUCCUUGAUGUCAGAGGGUUUAUUUGUAUGAUGUGUUGUCCACAGAGGUUCCUGCAAUGCCCCUUCCCUAUGGGGAUCGUGCUGGGCUUGGGGCACUCAGUUCCAAGAGGGAUUUCUGGGCCCUUUGUAAUUCAUGCAGCUUUCUUUGCUCUCAGGAUGUUUUCAAAUAGUAAAUAKUAAAAUAAAAGGAGUAUAAUGUGCCAGGAGAGAGAGAAACAAAAGCUGCCAGUGCUAAAGGAACCUCAUGAAGUUAUUUGUGAGAACUGAUUUUCUAUUUCCAGCAUCCUGCUGUUCCUGCACAGAACUGGAUGGGAACCAAGGUCCCAGGUGUGUUGUUGCACAUGAGGUGUUGAAAAUAGUGAUGAUACCAUUUCAGUAAUUUAAAUGUUCUAUUUAUUUGAAGUCAAUAACUUGACAUUUCCAAGUCUGUUCCGGUUUGGUUGGGUUUUUACUGUCUCAUUCCUCUCAUGGAAGGAWAAGUGACUGUUUUGUACUAAAUUGUAAAUUAAUGUGCUUGUUUAAAAUAAACUGCAAAUGUUUGGGCAAAGUGAUGCGUUUGGGC
Malurus melanocephalus (red-backed fairy wren) is the source of this 5063-nucleotide messenger RNA. It is a transcript of the gene QSOX2, whose product is annotated as quiescin sulfhydryl oxidase 2. The transcript is spliced from 12 exons. Gene Ontology annotation, molecular function: flavin-dependent sulfhydryl oxidase activity; protein disulfide isomerase activity. Lineage: Eukaryota; Metazoa; Chordata; Aves; Passeriformes; Maluridae. Gene Ontology annotation, biological process: protein folding. The coding region runs from base 1 to 1785 and encodes 594 amino acids. Gene Ontology annotation, cellular component: Golgi membrane. The record is from RefSeq and is a predicted model, not a curated record.